This is a messenger RNA of Hemicordylus capensis (graceful crag lizard), 2363 nucleotides long. RefSeq names its product chromosome 8 C2orf68 homolog (gene C8H2orf68). The coding region runs from base 319 to 1026 and encodes 235 amino acids. The transcript has 4 exons. The record is from RefSeq and is a predicted model, not a curated record. Lineage: Eukaryota; Metazoa; Chordata; Lepidosauria; Squamata; Cordylidae.
GGGGUGGGAGAGGACCCGGGCUUGGGGCUCCUGCAGCAGCCUCGUCGUCUCCAGCGGUGCGCUUGCUCUGCCUGGAGCGGCUGGGUGGCUGGGGGCGCCCGGCGCCUCCCUUGGCCGGUGCUGCGGGGGCGGCUGGACUCCUGGGCGGCGGAAUGGCGUGGUGGUUUCCGGGAGCAGCCGCUUUGGGCAGAGUCUCCUGCUGCUGCUGCUGCUGCUGCGGGGAAAGCGGCCGCUCAAUCAGUCUCUCCGGGGCAUGGGUGAAAGGGGGCCCCCUGAGCACGUGCAGAGUGCAUUUCCCUGCUGCUGCAACAGCAGCUCAUGGCGGGAGGAGGACUCGGGGGCCUUCCAAUCCGGGCAGCUUUCAUCCUCUCGUGCGUGCAGGCGGGGCGGGGAGUCCGGCUCGUCGAGGCGGGCUCCAUCGGCGGCCCCGCCUCUGCCUCCUCCUCGCUCCUCCCCGAGGCUGGGGCGCCGCUUCGGAUUGCGGAGGGCGGAGGCGGAGGCAGGCAGGCUUCUACUUCGAUCAUGGACGCGGCGGCGGCGGAGGAAAGGGACGCCCCGGCCUGGGAGGGCUGCCGGCCCCGAGGGCGCCUGGACAUGAGCCACGGCUUCGUGCGCCACAUCCGGCGCAACCAGAUCGCCAGGGACGACUAUGACAAGGAGAUGAAGCAGGCUAAGGAAAAGGUGAAGAAGAGGCACACACCAGCUCCAUCCCGGCCCAGGAAACCAGAUCAGCAAGUGUACCAUCCCCGCCAGAGAAACAGAACCGAAACGACAUCUGGCAUGGAGUAUGAGGGGUCCAGUGAGAGUAGCUCCAGCACUGAACCAGACCCUUCUGGACCGGCUCUCUUCUGCCUGGAGUAUGAGUCUGACAGUGGCCAGAUCACCUCAGUGGUUGUGCACCAGGACAAUGACCCUGACGACGUAGCAGCAAAGGUCAGUGCCCAGAACCAGCUGGAGCCCGCGAUGCGUGAAGCCCUGAGGCAGCGGGUGCAAGAGGAAUUGGAGAAACGGCGGGUGAAGCGCUGAGGGCUCAACUGAGAUGUCUGUGCUGUUUGCCUCGCUGGGAAAUCCUUUCUGGGAAAGAGGGCAGGGGAACUUGUCCUUUAGCUGUUGGCUUGGAAGCUUCAAGAAGGUCAGGGAACUAGCAGAACCCAUUAUAGGUACAAGGUAGAAUUAGGGACACCGCUGCUGGUACCCCAAAUGAGUUAUUUGAAGGAGCAGCAGUGGCCGCAGGAAGAGAAUCUCGACAGUUGGGAACGGGCUGGGGUCUCUUUCAGAAAGCUGCACAGUCAGAAAGUGCCCAGUUGGAACCUGGUCAGAUGGCUCCUUAUAGCCCUGGGCAAUGGACUCAUCAUUUACUCCUGUAUUCUUGGUAGCCCACCACACCCUUCCCACUUUUGUGAAUAACCAAGGCAGCCGUUUCACAUUGUUGCUCAAUGUAGCGUUCCUGCAGAUGAAAGAUGCUUGAACCCAUCCGGCAGCUGUCGGGUAAGUGCUUGGCCACUUUCCUCCAUUUGCCUUGGCAAUGACCGGCAGGAGCGUCCUUGGAUGAACAGUUUCACAACUAGGCUUUCCUCGGAUGGACAUAUAUGAUGGGAGCAUUCUGACAGUGGGGAGGCAGGCUACAAAGAGGAGGGGAGGGCCAGCUGCUGGGCUUUUAGGGGCUGUUGGUGGCAGUGAGCCUUGUGAAGUGCACCUCAUCCCUACUGGAGAGGCAUCUCCUAAUGGCAUUGACUUUUAACACCUGCAGCCCUGUUCACCACUAGGGACAUUAGGGGUAGAGAUUGUGAGCAGCAAGGGAGUCCCCUCUCUGAAGAGGCUUUCUCUACUCUACUUCCCCUUUGUUAGGCUGAUAGUCUCAGGUUCCAUUCUCUCACCUGGGGAGAGACUUCCUUCUUCUCCCUUACCCUCUUCCUCUGUGUAGCUAGCAGCAAGGCAUGUAGGCCUUAUCUAUCUCCCUGAUGGAUGGAUUUCCUAAACAAACUACUUUAUUUAGAACUUUAAGUCUCCAGACACUGUUAAUUAGCAGUGCUCUCCUUACCUGUGCACUUCGGCUGCAGCUAGGUAGAUAAAGAAAUCUCCCCUCCAAGCUCUCCAACAGUCCAGGCUCACAUUUGUCUCACACAUACUUCUUUCUGCAGCAUCCAGUUUCCAGAUCUGCUGUUAGGACUUUUUUUCUGCAAUGCAAGGCUGCAUACUUUGACUUCUAGCUGGCAUUCAUGGGAUAUAAAGCAGGUGACUGGGCUUUGUCUGGCUUUCAGACGGUUGCUCUUGAGGCUGGGGAUGCGAUUGUGUUGUAUUGUUCUCAUCAAUAACUUCUCAAACACAUGCCACAUGAUUGUAAAUAAAUACACACAACUUGC